Messenger RNA from Exophiala oligosperma, 2526 nucleotides. RefSeq lists its product as uncharacterized. Gene Ontology annotation, cellular component: cell periphery; cell septum. The coding region runs from base 1 to 2526 and encodes 841 amino acids. The record is from RefSeq and is a predicted model, not a curated record. The transcript has 3 exons. Gene Ontology annotation, molecular function: chitin synthase activity. NCBI's taxonomy places the organism in Eukaryota, Fungi, Ascomycota, Eurotiomycetes, Chaetothyriales, Herpotrichiellaceae.
AUGGCCGAUAAACGCUACGAGUCUUUGACUGAUCCGUGGCCGAUCCCAGACAUCUUAUGUUUAGCGAUCUCAGCACCAUUGGUCAUAUUGGCCUUCUUUGAGUCUUUCCUAUGGGUCGCCGCGUUCGUUUAUUGCCUUGCAAAGGCAUACCAAAAGGCGGAUCAUUGGUCGCAACGGUUAAUGGCAAUUGUGAUGAUUGUCGCUUUUAUCACGGCCAGGGGCAUUUUCUUCCCGAUCAUGGUGGUCACCCUCCCUCUUCCUCAUCGUGUCACGCAGUACUUCCCAGGCGAAAUGACCAACAUCUUCCAGCAAUUCGCCUUCUACAGCUUUGCAGUCAUGCUGAUGGUGCCUUGGUUGUUUUGCGUAUACCGAUCCUUCAUCUUACCGCUCGGCCGUGACAAACUGAUCAAGGCUCCCCUGAACGACCGCAACGCUCCAAAAGUGGUGGUUGUGAUGCCAAUAUACAAAGAACCCCCAGAUACGUUGUGGAAAGCCUUGAAUUCUGUGGUCAAGUGUGACUAUCCGGCUGCAUGCAUACACGUGUUUCUGUCAUUUGAUGGCGAGGACAUCGACGAACUGUAUUUGAAAACGAUCGAUCGUCUAGGAAUUCCUGUUACAAUGAAAGAUUUUCCCAAGUCAAUCGAUAUUGCCUACAACGGCGCUCGAGUCACGGUGUCUCGGUUUCCUCACGGUGGCAAACGUCACUGCCAAAAGGCCACCUUUAUUCUCGUUGACAAAAUGUACAAAAGGUAUCUGCUGGAGAAGGACAAUCUGUUCAUCUUAUUCAUCGACUCAGACUGUGUUCUGGAUCCUGUCUGCAUACAGAACUUCAUGUACGAUAUGGAAUUGAGGCCUGGAAACAAACGUAACAUGUUGGCAAUGACCGGCAUCAUCACUGCAUGCACAGAAAAGAACUCCUUGCUUACCAUUUUACAAGAUAUAGAAUACCUGCAUGGUCAACUGUUUGAGCGGUCGGUCGAAUCAGGCUGUGGUGCUGUGACUUGCCUCCCAGGGGCUCUGACCAUUCUCCGCUUCUCAGCCUUCCGGAACAUGGCCAAAUUCUACUUCUCCGACAAGGCUGAAGAAUGUGAUGACUUGUUUGAUUAUGCAAAAACUCACCUUGGAGAGGAUCGCUGGCUUACCCAUUUGUUCAUGCUAGGUGCCAAAAAACGCUAUCAGAUCCAAUUGAGCACUACCGCAUUCUGCAAGACUGAGGCGGUCCAGACGUUCCAUUCUCUACUCAAACAGCGCCGCCGGUGGUUUUUGGGCUUUAUCAGCAAUGAGGUUUGCAUGUUGACAGAUGUUCGACUGUGGAGACAGUACCCGUUUCUUUGUGCCCUCCGAUUUAUGACCAUGACUGUAAGGACGACCGCCCUUCUGAUGCUGAUCGAGCUUGUUGCCGUGGCAAGCACGUCCAGUCAGAUUGAUGAACUACCUUGGGAGUUCAUGUGCAUCUCUCUCGGCCUGAAUUGGCUGCUCACGUUCUAUUGGGCUGUCAAGUUACACCGGUGGAAAGCAAUCCUCUAUCCGCUUAUGUUCACUAUCAGUCCCUUUCUCAGCUGGCUCUACAUGGUAUACGGCAUAUGCACAGCCGGACAGAGAACCUGGGGAGGGCCUAGGAUAGACGCCGGUGCGGCAGAUUCCAAAGUUACUCCACAAGAGGCCAUCGAAUAUGCCAUUGCCACUGGAGAUGAUCUCAAUGUUGUACCAGAAACUUUCAGGCCGGCCAUUGAGGUCAGAAAGCGUCGUACACGACCUUCUCAGUUGCACCCCUCGUCAAGUGUGGAAGGACGCUUCACUUCAGCAGAGCAUGAGCCGUUUCAGGUGGCUGUGAAAGCCGCGAGAUCAUCAAAUUCUUCGGAAAUCGACCUGGAGGCACGAACACGCCGUUUUGGCCACGAUUCUCUAGACAUGAGUGACUCUGAGGGUAUCUCGGUCCAUACUCCACAGAGAAUGGCCAGUCUUUCCAGCGACGAACCAUCUUUUGAAAAGAGACGGCGUACUCCAAGUCUACAAAGAAUGGCAAGUGUCUCGAGCGAUCAAUCCUUUGGGAAGAGACGUUAUACUCCAAGUCCACAAAGAGUGACCAGUGUCUCGAGUGAUGAAACCGUCGGAGGAAGAGCCUCAUCCGGUCCGUUCGCUAUCAGAUUCGGCGACGCAGAUAGGUACUGGCCGCAACACUACAAUUCGUCCGAAGAAAGCGUCAUAACGGCUAUUCGACGGAGGCCGAUACCAAACGGAGAACCAAGUAGAAGCCGGUCGAGGAGACGAAGACGGUCCACAAGUUCAAGUGGAAGUGGAGCCACUUCCGAAGAAUUGUCCAGGCGACUGAGCCUGAUGUUGGCUGCUCAACGAAGUACAAGUGAAGGUCAUGCAGCGAAGGAUGGGAAUGUUUCUGCAUCGCCCGGGAAAGGCCAUGGCUCCAUGGUGACGAAGGAAGAUGGCAGUGCUGAUGUUCACACGAAUCAAGCGCCUCGGAGAAAGUCCUUCCACAAACGGAGCCCAAGCUCAGUGCACAUGGGAUGA